Messenger RNA from Ananas comosus (pineapple), 827 nucleotides. RefSeq names its product UNC93-like protein 3. The coding region runs from base 437 to 781 and encodes 114 amino acids. NCBI's taxonomy places the organism in Eukaryota, Viridiplantae, Streptophyta, Magnoliopsida, Poales, Bromeliaceae. The transcript is spliced from 2 exons. The record is from RefSeq and is a predicted model, not a curated record.
CCAACACAAUUGAGCGCACCAUCCACCCUAACCCUAUUCGCCCCCCACCGCAUUCGCGCCCCUCCUCCCACGCAGAGCUCGACCUCAAUCGAGCCUUCCCCCUCUCCUUCACCUCUCCUCUCUCAUCCCUCUCAUCUCUUCUCCCUCUCCUUUACCUCUCUGAUCUCCCUUCCUAAAUCGCCGUCAACUCCGCGUGCACCGACGCCCGAUCUCUCCUCCCUCUCCUUCUCUUCGGCGCCCUCCGAUCCCUCCUUUCCCCCGCGUCGCCGCUUCUUGAAGGCACGUCGCGUGCCAGGUCGUCGUCACCAGCGACGUCUCGUCGUUGGAGGAGGCGGCGGCGGAGGAGGAGGCGGCGGCGGUGGCGGCGAAGAUCGGGCGGAGGAUCCGCGUGAAGGCGCCGCUCAGAGAGAGAGAGGGAGCUCUCCAAGGUGUAGCCAUGGCAGAGGAGGCCGCGCCCUUGGUCGUCGACGUGGAGAACGAGGCGGGAUCCUUGUCUAGGGCGACAAUUCGACGGAACCACGCCCGGGAUGUGCACAUACUCAGCUCCGCUUUCCUCUUCGUCUUCUCCGCCUAUGGCGCCGCCCAGAAUCUGGAGACCACCGUGAACACCGCGGAGGAUCUCGGAACGAUUUCUCUGGGUAUUCUGUACCUCUCGUUUACUCUGUUCUCGGUUGUGGCCUCUGCUGUGGUUAGGGUUUUGGGGUCGAAGAGAGCGCUCGUGCUUGGCACAAGUGGCUACUUGUUGUUCAUCGCGUCCAAUUUGAAACCUGCAUCUUGGUGAGUAUUUUGAUUAAUAUCCUAAUUUCUUUUCGCAUAUACCUUGUGAC